AUGGCCCCAGCGUGUACGUUUCUGUCCAUACGAAACAAACUCUUUCAAACGCCGCUACAUUUGGCGGUUAUAAUGCGCAAAAUGAACAUCGCGCGGCAGCUGGUGUGCGCAGACGCAGACGUCACGGCAGUCGAUAGGAACGGAAAUACGCCGCUUCAUAUAGCUUUUCGUGAUGGUUUGUACGAAAUUGCUCGUUGUUUGUUAGAGCCAGUGCGAAACCGCGAAAUCCAAUGCCAUUCUUUCGAUAUACCUUAUCAAAACAUUCCACAGGAUUUCGAUAUCGCGAACUAUGAUGGUUUGACCUGUCUUCAUCUUGCAGUCAUGAAUAGACACGUGGACAUAUUACAACUCCUCAUCGAACGCGACGAAGACUUAAACAUAAUUGAGAGGAAAGCGGGUAGAACUGUUUUUCACAUGGCGUGUAUUAGCGGUAACGUCAAACUGGUGCGGACGUUAAUGAGUGUUAGAUCGUGCAAUAUAGACGCACGGACGUACAGCGGGUACACGCCUCUUGACCUUGCGCGUGACCAUCACCAGGACGGGGUAUACACGAUCCUUGCGGCUGCAGGCGCGAAACAUGGCACCGAAUCUGUGCACAGUGACACAGAUUGA
This is a messenger RNA of Dreissena polymorpha, 612 nucleotides long. Its product is annotated as NF-kappa-B inhibitor cactus-like. Bases 1 to 612 code for a protein of 203 amino acids. NCBI's taxonomy places the organism in Eukaryota, Metazoa, Mollusca, Bivalvia, Myida, Dreissenidae. The transcript has a single exon. Gene Ontology annotation, molecular function: protein binding. The record is from RefSeq and is a predicted model, not a curated record.